CGGGUGGCGAAGGCGAAAGCAUGUCGCGUAUAUAAGGCGACGAACCGCCGGCAAUCAGCAUCCAGUUCACUUCUGGACGCACCUGGAAUAUCUCGAGAGCAAAAAUGAGAGUCCUGAUCUACGCGACGGCGUUCGCCGUUCUGGUCUCGUCCAUUUGGGCCACGGAGGCCGAGAAGUCGGAGACACCCGCAGCGGAGAAGUCGACGAAGAAGCAAGAGAAGCGGGGUCUGUUGGGUCUGGGUUACGGCGGUGGCUACGGCUACGGUUAUGGCCACGGCUACGAAGGCGGCUACGACAUCGGCGGCGGUGGCCACGGCGGUUUGGAGGUGGGCGGCGGCUACGGCGGUUAUGGCGGUUAUGGCGGUUAUGGCGGUUAUGGCGGCUACGGCGAACACGUCAAGACCCUGACCGUCGUGAAGAACGUCGCCGUCCCGUACCCGGUGGAGAAGCACGUGCCUUAUCCCGUCGAGAAGCCGUAUCCGGUCGCCGUGAAGGUCCCGGUACCUCAGCCCUACCCGGUGGAGAAGCCCUAUCCAGUCAAGGUUUACGUGAAGGUUCCAGUCCCGGUUCCGCAACCCUACCCAGUGGAGAAGAAGGUUCCGUAUCCGGUUCAGGUGCCAGUCGACCGUCCGUACCCCGUGAAAGUAGCAGUCCCGCAACCGUACCCCGUGGAGAAGACCGUGCACGUCCCAGUUCAGGUACCAGUGCCUCAGCCGUACCCGGUCGAGAAACCCUACCCAGUGCCAGUCAAAGUUCCGGUCCACAUACCCUAUCCAGUCGAGAGAAUAGUCCACGUCAAGGUCCCGGUCGACCGUCCGGUCCACGUGCCGGUACCCAAGCCUUACCCCGUGCACGUCGACAGACCGUACCCGGUACCAGUCGAGAAGCAUGUACCGGUGCACAUCAAAGUUCCGGUUGACAGACCGUACCCAGUACCGGUCGAGAAGCCGUACCCCGUUGCGGUGAAGGUGCCCGUCCCUCAGCCGUACCCGGUCGAGAAGCCUGUGCCCUACCCGGUCGAGAGGCCCGUGCCAGUCGAAGUCAAAGUACCGGUGGACAGACCGUACCCGGUCCAUAUCGAGAAACCAGUCCCGUACGCGGUCGAGAAGCCUGUUCCUUACCCGGUUAAGGUACCAGUAGCCGUACCCGUACACCACGAGCACGGUUACAGUCACGGUUACAGCAACGACUGGGCGGGCGGCCACGGUUAUCAUUAAGGUUAUACGAAAAUGGCGUCGAUAUUGAGUAGCUAGAACCGCCGAUCGGACGGUGGACAGCGACCGGAGUAAUCGACGAAUUAACGAUCGCACAGGGAGAAGAACGAUACCGAUUAGAACGUCGCCGUGGCGCGCGUCGAUCCGCAUCGCGUCUUUCUUUCGAUAACCGGGUCGCCACGGGC
This is a messenger RNA of Colletes gigas, 1399 nucleotides long. Its product is annotated as proline-rich protein 4-like. NCBI's taxonomy places the organism in Eukaryota, Metazoa, Arthropoda, Insecta, Hymenoptera, Colletidae. Bases 105 to 1217 code for a protein of 370 amino acids. The transcript has 2 exons. The record is from RefSeq and is a predicted model, not a curated record.